Molecule: messenger RNA, 1497 nt
Organism: Postia placenta MAD-698-R-SB12
Lineage: Eukaryota; Fungi; Basidiomycota; Agaricomycetes; Polyporales; Adustoporiaceae
Exons: 6
Coding region: 1-1497 (498 amino acids)
Biological process (GO): intracellular signal transduction; peptidyl-serine phosphorylation
Cellular component (GO): spindle pole body
Molecular function (GO): protein serine/threonine kinase activity; ATP binding
Source: RefSeq, a predicted model, not a curated record
AUGGAGACGGCGCGGGCGGGCACUACACUCAAACAAGGCGGUUUUCAAUUGUGGGAAAGAGAGCUCUUGGAAAGUCCAGAAGUCAGGCGAAAGUCCACAGUCGCUCAGCUCUACUUUCUCGAUUACUACUUCCAGGCACUGGGCUAUCUUGCCGCACGUAAGGACCGGCGUGCCAAAUUCGACGCAGACACCGCGGCUCGUAAACUGUCUGCCGCCGAGUAUGCUAAGGAGUACAAGUCGUACUGUGGACGAGAGCGCGUUGUCCUGAGGAAGCGGCGCACAAAACUGAAAGUCGAUCAGUUCCAUAUUAUUGCACAAGUCGGACAGGGCGGCUAUGGCGAGGUCUACUUGGCACGAAAGCAAGAAACUGGAGAAGUGUGCGCAUUGAAGAAGAUGCGCAAACGCACAUUGUUCAAGAUGGACGAGAUCAGACAUGUUCUGGUUGAACGCGAUAUCCUAACGGCGACAAAAACACCUUGGCUUGUGCGGCUGCUAUACGCUUUCCAGGACCCUUCGUACGUCUACCUCGCGAUGGAAUACGUUCCAGGCGGAGACUUCAGAACUUUACUCAACAACUCAGGCGUACUCAAGGAGGAGCAUGCGCGGUUUUAUAUAACAGAAAUGUUUGCAGGGGUGAAUGAGUUGCAUAAGCUAGGCUACAUCCACCGUGAUCUGAAACCAGAGAACUUUUUGGUUGACGGCACUGGCCAUGUGAAAUUGACAGACUUCGGUCUCGCAACGGGAGCGCUUAAUCCUCAGCGUAUCGAAUCCCUCAAAGUAAAGCUCGAUAAAGUGAAAGACAAUCAAAUCAUUCAUCGGUCCACCCUAGAAAGACGGUCCAUUUACCGAUCUAUCCGGAACUCAGACCCUCGGUACGCUGACUCGAUUGUCGGUUCGCCGGACUACAUGGCACCGGAGGUUCUCCGCGGUAAACCGUACACAUUCUCCGUCGACUAUUGGUCCCUGGGUUGUAUUCUCUUCGAAUUCCUGGCCGGUUUCCCUCCAUUUAGUGGCAGCACACCGGAGGAGACAUGGACCAACCUCAAGAAUUGGACGAAGGUUCUCCGACGGCCCGAAUAUGACAAGCCUGAAGAUCUGAUCUUCAACCUCUCCGACACUGCAUGGGACGCCGUGACACGGUUGAUUGCCCAUGCCAGCUCGCGGUACGCGACGUUGUCGCAAAUUGCAAGCCAUCCCUUCUUCGACGGCGUCAAAUGGGACAACCUACGUUCCACCAAGGCCCCGUUCGUGCCCGCCCUCGAUUCGGAAAUCGAUACCGGGUACUAUGACGACUUCACCUCGCCAGAAGACAUGGCCAAGUACGCCGAGGUCAGGGAGAAGCAGAAGAACGUCGAUCGGGUCAGAGAGAAGGACGAGCCGUUCGCACGCGGUGUGUGGGUCGGCUUCACGUUCGGGAAGAAUGGGCCAAACGUGAAAGCCUUCAAUGCCAUCGGUGGGGGAUCUGACGGCCACGAGAUGAUGGCUACUAUCUUUUAA